This is a messenger RNA of Musa acuminata AAA Group (dessert banana), 2610 nucleotides long. Its product is annotated as polyadenylate-binding protein 2. Gene Ontology annotation, molecular function: poly(A) binding; mRNA 3'-UTR binding; poly(U) RNA binding. The record is from RefSeq and is a predicted model, not a curated record. Lineage: Eukaryota; Viridiplantae; Streptophyta; Magnoliopsida; Zingiberales; Musaceae. The transcript is spliced from 9 exons. The coding region runs from base 380 to 2338 and encodes 652 amino acids. Gene Ontology annotation, cellular component: ribonucleoprotein complex; nucleus; cytosol.
CAGUUCGGGCUGCUCCUCCCCAAACACACACGCACACACACACACACUCUCUCUCUCCCCCUCUCUCCCUCUCUCCCUCUCCGUCUUGACUUCGUGUCCUUUUCUAUCCCCGCUUGCCUUUCCCUCCUCCGAUCAAGAAAAACCCCUCAAAAAAAUCGAAAAAAAAUUCUAAAUAUCUGAGAUCUCCCCCGGAUCCCCAGUCCUUGUUCUCGUAACUAUCCUUCAAAAGCUCACAGUAAAAGAGGAAGGUCUGUUGUUGUUGUAGUCGUCGUCGGUGUUGUUGUAACCGCUAGGGUUUGGACUUUUGCGAGAAGAGAAGGGGAGGAAAGAGCAGAAAAAGGAAGGUAGCAUAAGAAAAAGGUUAUACUUGGUCUGAACGAUGGCGCAGGCUCCGAUGCAGCAGCAGGCUCUGAACGGGACGGUCAACAACGGCGGAGGCGGCGCCGGGGGGAACCAGUUCCCGACCACGUCGCUGUACGUGGGGGACCUUCAGGCGAGCGUGACGGACGCGCAGGUGUACGAUCUGUUCAGUCAGAUCGCCCCGGUGGUGUCUGUUCGGGUGUGCCGCGACGUCAAUACGCGCCGAUCGCUCGGCUAUGCUUAUGUCAACUACAGCAACCCCGUCGAUGCUGCAACGGCAUUGGAGGUGCUGAACUUUACCCCACUUAACAAUAAGCCUAUUCGCAUUAUGUAUUCAAACCGUGACCCUAGCAUCCGCAGAAGUGGGGCGGCCAAUAUAUUUAUUAAGAAUCUAGAUAAAACGAUAGGCAACAAAGAUCUACAUGGGAUCUUUUCAUCGUUCGGCAACAUUCUUUCUUGCAAGGUUGCAACAGAUGCAUCUGGCCAGUCGAAAGGCUAUGGCUUUGUUCAAUUUGAUCAAGAAGAGGCAGCACAGAAUGCCAUCAAUAAGUUAAAUGGCAUGCUUGUCAAUGAUAAACCAGUUUUUGUUGGUCCAUUUCUUCGCAAGCAGGAAAGAGAAAACUCCUUAGACAAGACAAAAUUUUCUAAUGUCUUUGUCAAAAACCUCUCAGAGUCAACUACAAGGGAAGAUCUAGAAAAAAUAUUUGGCAAAUAUGGGAAAAUUACAAGUGCCGUUGUUAUGAGGAAGGAGGAUGGAAAAUCCAAAUGCUUUGGGUUUGUCAAUUUUGAAAACCCAGACGAUGCUGCUCGAGCAGUUCAAGAACUCAAUGGGCAGGAAUUUGGUGGGGAGGAGUGGUAUGUUGGAAGGGCACUGAAGAAAUCUGAAAGGGAACAAGAACUGAAGGAAUUUUUUGACCAGAGGGCAAAGGAUACAAUGGACAAAUAUCAAGGACUUAACUUAUAUUUGAAGAAUUUAGAUGCUAGCAUUGGAGAUGAUAAGCUGAGAGAAUUAUUUUCUGGUUUUGGUACAAUUACUUCUUGCAAGGUUAUGCGGGAGCCCAAUGGUAUAAGUAAAGGUUCUGGGUUUGUUGCUUUCUUGGUUGCUGAAGAAGCAGCUCGAGCUCUUGCAGAGAUGAAUGGAAAGAUGGUCUAUGGGAAGCCACUUUAUGUUGCACUUGCACAACGUAAAGAAGAUAGAAGAGCUAGGUUGCAGGCACAGUUUUCACAGAUGCGGCCUGUACCAAUGGCCCCUACUGUUGGUCCUCGUGUUCCCAUGUACCCCCCUGGUGCUCCUGGUCUUGGGCAACAAAUAUUUUAUGGUCAAGGACCUCCUGCCCUUAUUCCACCACAGCCAGGAUUUGGCUUCCAGCAACAGCUUAUCCCUGGAAUGCGGCCUGCAGGGGCACCUAUGCCAAAUUUCUUAGUGCCCCUUGUCCAACAGGGGCAGCAGGUGCACCGUCCAGGGGGUAGACGAGCUGGAGCAGGACCUGUACAACAAACACAGCAGCCAAUGCCUCUAAUUCAGCAACAGAUGCUUCCAAGGGGCCGUGUCCAGCGCUACUCUCCUGGCCGCAACAUGCCUGAUGUUCCUAUGCCUGGUGUUGUUAGCGGUAUGCUCUCUCCGUAUGAGAUGGGAGGGUUGCCUAUGCGAGAUGUUCCCAUACCACAACCUAUUCCCAUUGGGGCGUUGGCUUCUGCACUUGCAAAUUCUACUCCUGAGCAGCAAAGGAUGAUGCUCGGUGAGAGUCUGUACCCACUCGUGGAGCAACUUGAACGUGAUCAUGCAGCCAAAGUUACAGGAAUGCUACUGGAGAUGGACCAGACUGAAGUCCUGCAUUUGCUGGAAUCUCCGGACGCCUUGAAAGCCAAAGUUGCGGAGGCACUGGAAGUUCUGAGGACUGUGGCACAGCAGCAGCAGGCCACUGUUCCCGCCGAUCAGUUGGCGGCAUUGUCGCUCAAUGAUGGCCUCGUUUCUUGAGGCAACAGAUAGUCUGAGAUUUCACUCGAAGCUGUUUGGUUGUGGAACCCACUAGUGCAUUUGAGUUUGGUUUGGUUUCUAGUUGGAACAUAUGUUGUGGGAUUGGGUUUCAGAUUAUGCUUCCGAUGACUUGGUCUUGGUAGAAUUCUCGACUGUAUCACCAUAGACUGGUGCGGUGUGUCUUACCAUGCGGUUGCAGGCUGACGUGAUCAAACGCGGUUGGUAAGUUGGUGCAUUGCUCUCAUUUUCUGAUGGGAUUUGUGAUUGUUCAA